Messenger RNA from Dictyostelium purpureum, 1686 nucleotides. RefSeq lists its product as uncharacterized. Bases 1 to 1686 code for a protein of 561 amino acids. The record is from RefSeq and is a predicted model, not a curated record. The transcript has a single exon. NCBI's taxonomy places the organism in Eukaryota, Evosea, Eumycetozoa, Dictyosteliales, Dictyosteliaceae.
AUGAAGCUAAAAUAUUUCAUUUUGUUUUACUUUAUAGGUUUAUUAUUUAAUUUUAUAAUUUCUUUGGAGGUGUUAAUAAACAUUGAUUAUUCCUCCAUAAUUAUUUAUGAAAAUUAUGAGUGUGGAGGAACAAUCUAUUUUUAUAAUGGGGUUGCAAACAAUUCGGUUGUUUAUCCACCAUGUAGGUCAUUUAAAGAUGCAGGAAUUAGAUCGAGACAAUUUCAAUCUAAAUAUGGGUCAAUGUAUUCAAAUACCUCAUUAGUUUUUUUAUUAAAUAAUUAUGAUUCAAGUUUUACGAUUAAAGAAGAUGUUUCAAUAGGUGAAAUUAAAUUUUAUUGUUAUACUGAAAUAAGGGUUAAAGAAAAUCCGGAAUCCAUAAUAUCAAUUGAUGGAAGUACAGCAAAUAGCCCUUUUAUUACCUAUUCUAAUGAAAAAAGCGAAAAAUGUUAUUUUUACCAAAAAGUUAGACUUAGAAUUAAAAAUAUAGUUUUUUCAAAUUGGUUGGUUAGUAAUAAAGAAAUUUUUUAUAUAAAUAACUAUUGUGAUCAAACGAUAAACUCUGCUGCCAUUGAAUUUUCCCAAUUAAAAACAGAUAAUAUAUAUUCUUUUAUUAAUUCUGGACAAGUUUGCCAAAAUAAAUUAAAUAUAUUUAUUUCAAAUUGUGAUUUUGUUAAUAAUAAAAAUGAAGAUUUAAAACUAUAUUUUAUAAAAAAUAAAGACAACAUGGUUAUUAGCAAAAGUAGAUUUGAAAAUAUAAAAACAAAAUCAUUUAUAAUCGAUAACAGUUACCGAACAACACUGGAUGAUUGCUACUUUAACAAUAUAAAUUUAGAAGCAUUAAUGCCAUUAUUUUAUUCAAGGGAUGGGGUUAUAACAAUGAAAAAUAUUUUAAUAGAAAAUAGUUUAAUGGUUUUUUUAUUUCUUCAUGAGUUUGAUAAUGAUAAUGAUUAUUAUCAAAUUAUUUCAAAUUUUACAAUAAAACAAUCAAGUAUUUUAGAAAAUUUAGAAUAUUUAAAAACAGAUAUUGGUUAUGAUUUUAAACAUGGAAUGUUCAUAUUCGAAAGCACAGUACCACAAAGUUUUAAAAGAAAUUUUACUCUUGAUAUAGAUAAUUUAAAUAUUCUUUCAGAUAAUAAAAUCCCUAUACAGAAAUCAAUAUUUUUUUCACAUAAUAAUGGAAUAUCAACAAUCAAGUUAAAAAACUCUUUCAUCUCAGAUAAUGUGUAUCUAUUAUCUCAGUUGAAUGGUGUUACUAUAGAUUUGGUUAAUAAUAAUAGUAUUAAUUCAGGAUUAUUAAGCAUUGGAAGAGAUAACAAAAUUUUAUUACCAGAAAAUAUAACUCAAGAGAAAAGUUUUUUUACAAAUAAAAUAAAAUAUUUGUGUGAAGAAUGCGAUAUAAGUUUUAUUAAAGGAACUGGUGACAAGAUAGAUACAGAAAAAAAUGAUAGUAAUAGUAAUAGUAAUAGUAGUUUGGAAAAAGAAAAAAAAAAAAAUAUUUCCGACAGUAUACCAGCUGGAGAUUUUAAAAAAAAAAACUUAUUAUUAUUAGUAUUACUCCCAGUAUUGUUAGGUUCUGUGCUAAUAGUUUCAGCAGUUGUUUUUAUUGUUAUUAUUAAAAUAAAAAAACAUAAUAAUAAUGAUAAUAAUAAUGAAAUCCAAAGAUACGAAUAUGCAACAGGUGAAUAA